Messenger RNA from Xyrauchen texanus (razorback sucker), 2557 nucleotides. RefSeq names its product DEAD (Asp-Glu-Ala-Asp) box polypeptide 27 (gene ddx27). The coding region runs from base 155 to 2467 and encodes 770 amino acids. The transcript has 21 exons. The record is from RefSeq and is a predicted model, not a curated record. Lineage: Eukaryota; Metazoa; Chordata; Actinopteri; Cypriniformes; Catostomidae. Gene Ontology annotation, molecular function: nucleic acid binding; RNA helicase activity; ATP binding.
CACACGUGUUUAUCCGUACGUGAGUGUCACAGUGUGGGUGAAUCAGAACCGAAGAAACUCACGUCAAUGUUUUAUUACAUUUUAGCUUAAUAUAAGUUUAACAGUCUGUUAAAGGGACCGUGUUUAUUAUUCCGUCAAAUCAGCGCAAUCAAACAUGUUUUCAGAUCUUGAUCUGAUCGGAACUAUUGAUGAUGAUGAUAAUGUACCAGAAGAACCGGACUCAGCGACUGAUGAUGAAUCGGAACAGCCCAUUGUUUUGAGUAAAGAGAAGCGAGCACUGAAAGGUCGCAGCGCUGGAGAUUUCACUGCAGAUUUUGAGUUUGGCGAGAGAGAUGGUCUGUACUGUGAUGAUUGGGCGAUGGCUGAUGUGAUGGCUCAGCUGAAGAAGAGGAAAGCUCCCACGACUCUGGACCAAAAGAUUGAGAAAGUGCGAAAAAAGCGCAAGAUCGAGGAGAAAGCUCAGAAAGACGGCAAGAAGCCAGAAGCUUCAGUCUCCAAAGAGGAAGAUGACGAAGAAGCGGAGGAAAACAAGGAUGAUGAUGACGAAGAGAUUGAUGAUGAUGAUGGUAAUAAUGAAGCAGAUGCUGAUGAUGACUUGGAAGAUGAUGAGUUUUCAUCAGGUGAUGAAGAGGUCCUGAAAAAAGCAGACACUUUAAGAGAGAAACAGAAGAAAGGCAAAAAGAAAGCCACAGAAAUGCCUGAAGCAUUUUUUGAAGACGCCUCUCAUUAUGAUGAGAGCCUCACUUUCCAGGAGAUGAAUCUCUCUAGACCUUUACUGAAGGCGAUCACUGUUAUGGGCUUUAAACAGCCCACUCCCAUUCAGAAAGCCUGUGUGCCUGUGGGGCUGAUGGGAAAAGAUAUCUGUGCAUGUGCAGCUACUGGAACUGGUAAGACUGCAGCCUUUAUGUUGCCGGUUUUGGAGCGUUUGAUCUACAAGCCCAGAGAGAUGCAGGUGACACGAGUGUUGGUGUUAGUGCCAACCAGAGAGCUGGGCAUACAGGUGCACACUGUGACCCGACAGCUGGCACAGUUCACCAGCAUCAUCACAUGCCUGGCAGUCGGUGGGUUGGAUCUUAAGUCUCAGGAGGCGGCGUUGAGGGCGGGGCCUGAUGUCCUUAUUGCCACACCUGGACGGUUAAUCGACCAUUUGCACAACACGCCAUCGUUUGAACUGACUCAGAUUGAGAUUCUCAUCCUGGAUGAAGCCGACAGGAUGUUGGAUGAAUACUUUGAAGAGCAGAUGAAGGAGAUCAUCAGGAUGUGCUCGUAUCAGAGACAGACGAUGCUGUUCUCCGCUACCAUGAGCGAAGAGGUGAAAGAUUUGGCAUCCGUAUCGCUGAAGCAGCCUGUGAGGAUCUUUGUGAACAGUAACACCGAUGUGGCUCCGUAUCUCAGACAAGAGUUUGUGAGGAUUCGACCGGCCAAAGAAGGAGAUAGAGAAGCUAUUGUUGCAGCUCUCCUGACGAGAACGUUUCAGGAUCACGUGAUGCUCUUCACUCAGACUAAGAAACAAGCUCACCGGAUGCACAUCCUGCUAGGGCUGAUGGGGUUAAAGGUCGGGGAGCUUCACGGAAACCUGUCUCAAACUCAAAGAUUGGAGAGUCUCCGGCGAUUUAAAGAUGAGCAGAUUGAUAUUUUGGUCGCCACAGAUGUCGCUGCCAGAGGUCUGGAUAUAGAGGGAGUCAAAACGGUAAUAAACUUCACGAUGCCCAACACGGUGAAGCAUUACGUGCACAGGGUGGGCCGAACGGCUCGUGCGGGUAAAAUCGGGCGAUCUGUGUCUCUCGUGGGUGAGACGGAAAGGAAGAUGCUGAAAGAGAUCGUUAAAAAAGCCAAAACGGCCGUCAAAGCGCGAGUGAUUCCUCAAGAGGUGAUUCUGAAGUUCCGUGAUCUGAUUGACAAGUUGGAGAAGGACGUGUACGCCGUGUUGCGUUUAGAGAGAGAGGAGAAAGAGAUGGUUCAUUCAGAGGCGCAGAUCAGCUCGGCUCAGAAGAGAUUAACACAGGGUGCAGACGAGAAACAAUUGCCUAGGACGUGGUUUCAAACACACGCAGAGAGAAAGAAUGAUCGCAUGUCUAAAGCGCUGCAGGAUUUCGAUAUCGCUCUGAGAGGGAAGAAGAAACGCGCCGAGUUCCUGAAACAGGGCAAAAAGAAAGUAUUAACGGCUGAAGAGCGAGCGCAGUUCGAGGUGUUGAAGUCUCAGAUGUACGCUGAACGAGCAGCUAAACGUAACAGCAAACAGAAGCGAGCCCGAGCCAUCCCAGAAGAUGAGCCAGUGAAGAAAGCUUCAAAACAAAAUGGAAAAUCCGGGAAGACGUCAAUGUUUGACAAGGAGCUCACGGACACUAGCAAAAAAGUUCUGAAGCAGUACAGAGCCGGACCGUCUUUUGAAGACCGGAAGAGACUCGGCAUUCCAAACAAGAAAGGUGGACGCUUCAAAUCAAAAUCCAAGUUCAGAAGAAAGUGAAACUUUGAGAUCAUCAAAGUUGUUCAUCCGAACAUCAGUCUUAGUAUUUUCCCCGAUAUAAACUGUUCAAAUAAAAAACUAUAGACACCU